AUGACGGUGACGCCCUUCGACUUCGCGGCGAUCACAGGGCUCAGGGUUGGCGGAGACCCGAUCCCCUACGACUCGAGCCUGGUGCUGGACGACGCGGCUCUGAGGUGGUUCUUUGGGCGAGUGCCACGCCACAGCGGAGGGAUGGCAACUUACAGGCAGUUCAUGGAGUAUUGGGAACACGAGCCCGCGACUGACGAGGAGGCGGCCCAGAUGGCCUGGGCGUACCUGCUAUACUUGUUCGGGGCUUCUCUGUUCCCGAACAGGCGUAGUCGGGUGCACCAGUGCUACCUAGUGGGUUUGGUGGACCUGGGACAGGCGGGGCGCUUCGACUGGGGAGGUGCUGCUCUGUGCACGCUCUACUGUCUCCUUGGAGCUGCUUCUCGCGGGGUCGGAGACACAGUUGGAGGGUAUUGGCGAGUGUUCGAGCUUUGGGCUUACGAGGUUCUUGGGAUGUUCCCGCCCAAGAAUACUUGUACGGACCCGAACCUUCUUCCACGCAGCUUAGCCUGGGGUAAGGCGUACCGGAGGGCGAAGGAGCGACGAGGGGAGGUGAUGACUUUCCGGCGCUGGCUGGAUAACCUGACAGGGGUUGUGGUUCACUGGGACCGGUGGGCGGGGAUGGGGGCUGACUUCCUCCCGAGGAGCCGGGAGGUGACACGGAGCAGGGUCCUGCUAGAGUGCCCUCUGGGCUGGCAGUGGUACCUGGGGGAUCGAGUGACUCAACAGUCACUCGGUCUUCCAGCUUUCGUGGUUCCUGGGGUGCUUCCUCCGCGCGUGCAGAGGACUGAGUCCUACACUCGUGCUGAGCUCGAGCUGUUCACCGUGCCGGACACGGAUCUGGAGAGGCACCUGCGACACUCCUUGGACUACGCUGCUUAUGCGGAUCGGUACCUGGCGAGGAGCCUGGGGGUGGAGGAGGAGUUCAAGAGACGAGUGGCUGGAGUGGGGGCUUGGAGAGACGAGAGCGGAGCGCCGAGCCGUGGUGGUCGCUCUGCACGGGGUCGAGGAUGA
Messenger RNA from Rhododendron vialii, 1011 nucleotides. Its product is annotated as protein MAINTENANCE OF MERISTEMS-like. Lineage: Eukaryota; Viridiplantae; Streptophyta; Magnoliopsida; Ericales; Ericaceae. The coding region runs from base 1 to 1011 and encodes 336 amino acids. The record is from RefSeq and is a predicted model, not a curated record. The transcript is spliced from 3 exons.